This is a messenger RNA of Peniophora sp. CBMAI 1063, 1428 nucleotides long. The record is from the annotation of a GenBank genome assembly. Lineage: Eukaryota; Fungi; Basidiomycota; Agaricomycetes; Russulales; Peniophoraceae.
AUGCCUUCAACCACCUUAUCUGGCCCACCCUCAGUUGUCUCUGUUGAUGAUCUGUCAGAGUCAGAUGCUAUAUCGUCCUCGAGUGUGGCGUCGGACGCAGAGCAACCUUCGCGCGUGUCCACCUCAGGCGCCAGCGAUGAAGUCAAACACUCACGAUUCUACUAUGAAGAUGGCUCGCUUUCCGUCAUGGUUAAGGGGACGCUGUUCCGCGUCCACGGCUCCGUUUUCGCUUCUCUCUCUCCGUUCUGGGCGCAGAAGCUCCAGUCGCGGUCCGACUCGUCUGAUGCUAUACACGAGAUCAACGACAAGACAGCCAAUGAUCUUGCGAGCUUUUUGUCUGUUGUAUACCCCAGAAACUUCACGCGCCACGAAGUCGAGACUGCAGCAGAGUGGAGCGCAGUUCUGCGCUUUGCAACCAUGUGGCAGUUUGAUGCUGUACAGCAGCUGUCGAUCCAGCAGCUCGACCGCUGCGUUCAGCCCGUGGACCGUCUCGUACUCGCUCGCGAGUUUUAUAUCACGGAUUGGCUUCCCCGAGCCUUCGCCAGCCUUAUCAUGCGCGAACAGCCGUUGACUUGGGACGAGAUGCGCGUUCUCGAUCUCAAAGAUGUGGCACAGAUCACAACUGCCCGCGAAAGCGUUGCUAGACAGAGCUUGCCUGUCGAUGAGCAAAUAGUGCUCCGCUACGUCCACGAACACAUACUGAAAGGCGCUGACGCAACACCUGCUUCGCUCUCCUCACCGCAUACGGAUACUUCGUCCAUCACUACCUCGGAACAUCAUUCUCUCGUGGAAGGAGCCGCCAGCCCGCCAGAGAUGACUGCCUCACAUCCCAUCAAUACCACGAGGAGCGCAAGCUCUCCCAGAGCAUCGGGCACGCUGGUGUCUACAGAAUUCCCCAACCUUGUGUCCUCACUCAUUCCACACGGCUACGUACCAUAUACCGCGGACGAUAGGCUGACUCUGAUAACGAAUUUAAAGAACGCACGCUUCGACAAAGCCUUCGAAUCUAUCGAGCUGGCUAGCGUAGCCGCGUUCUGUGAAGCUCUACGCUCCGAGAACUUUACUGAGCACCGUUACGGACAGCUUGUCCAUAGGCUCAUCGCACGCGCAGCUCGGAAACCUGAUUUCCAGCCCGUCGGCGUAGAGAUUGCAACCUUCGUCACGAAAGUGUGCGGUCACGGCAGCUUCUUGACGGAAUACGUCCAGAAGAGCAAGGAUGCUUGGGGUAGUGUGGACUCUGAACAGCUCAGCGACGACAAUAUCGAGGCAACAUUGAAUCGGUUCGCAGGCCCGACGCCAUCUACUCCCUUGUAUCACUUUGUAGUGGGAGAGAAAGGGUUCCUGGCGUUUUAUCCGGAGAUUUGCAGGGAGAGAGUGAAGCACUUGAAGGCAUUCUUGGAGGCGCUUUCCGCGGCCGGUUUAGUAUAA